AUGCUGACGGCAAGUACCGUUAUGUCCUGGUGGGAUCCUACUGUAUGCCAAGGCUUGAAGGGUACAAGGACGUGGACAUUGGCCCAGUACACCCAGAAGCCGAUGGAGAACGUGAUCCAAGUCCAGUACACCCAGAAGUCGAUGGAGAACGUGAUCCAGGUCCAGUACACCCAGAAGUCAAUGGAGGACGUGAUCCAGGAGGAGGAAUCCGAACCUUUUCCAGAAGAAGAUCGGAUGGAUUUGGAUCAAAAGAACGAGGACUAUAGCAAGAUGUACAAGGAAGUCUUUGACCAGGUGGGCGAUGAGAUGGAGUUUCAAACCUUGCUCUAUGUGGUACCUUUGAGGUCGCGGCAAAAGGUUGAUGUGAACGCAGCCAUGAGGCGGAUGUACCUACAAGUUCGUCAGGAAGGACAUCCCAUCACCCGUGUCCACUCGGACCGCGCGAGAGAAUUGAAAUCUUCGGCUCUCCGGCAAUGGCUCUACGAGAAGGACGUUUGGAUCACUACUGGUGAAUCACAGACACCCCAACAGAACGGAAGAGCCGAGGCCAUGGUCAAGAGCGUGAAGAAGUAUGCGAAGGUGCUGUUGGGAGCUUCGUCGUUACCGAGAGAAUGUUGGCCUUUGGCAAUGAGUUAUGCUGCUCAACGUCAAAGAAAGCGGGCGCUGGGACAGCCUACCACCAAGGACCCCACCUUUGGAGUCGGGGUUGCAGUAAAGACAAAGGUCUUUGGAACUGGGGGGUCCUAUGAUCUGGACCCUCGGUGGGGUGAAGGCCGGUUUGUGGGCUACAGCAGCGAUGUGAAGAAUGGCUUGGUCGUCAGGUACGAUGAUGGCACCUUCGUUACGAGUUGCCAUGUCCGAGAAGGUUUGGUUGAUGCUGAAGCCCUUGCAGAUGGCAGCCCGGUGGAAGUCGAGCUGCCAGUGCCUGAAAGGAGGUUGAGAACAAAGGCCCGGCUAGCACUGAUCACCAACCCGUACGAGGACAUUGAAGCCUACGCGAAGGAGCUGGAUGUUGAGGAGAUGUAUGAGCCCGGAGACGUGUUGAACCUCUGGGAGAAGUUGAAAAGCAUUCCGCGACCAACGAGAAGAGGCAUGAAAUCCAUGGUGGUCAAGGACAACGGAGGUUCCUUCUAUGCGGGUUGCUACACACAUGGCGGCGUUUGUGGCAUCAUGAAGCUGACAAGGCAGCUACCGAAUGUCACUGCGUACCUGGUGAAGGCAGCAAAGGAGAUGACCGGGAGCGGCGACUUUGGGAGUGUGGCCGUGGUAGAAAAUGUGAGUAUGGCCCCGCACCGUGACAGCCACAACCAAGAGGGAACGCUUAACACCGUGACGGCCUUGACUGACUUCAACAAUGGUCAGGAGUUCUACAUGAAUUGGCUCCAGGGAAGGCAGUAUCAUUUCCUCCAGGACAAUGGCAUCAAACAGAGCCAUGGGAAGGCCGAGCGAAAGGAAGCGACAUGCUGUCUGAAGGGCAUUAUGUGUGAACCUUCGGAGAAUCCGGAAGUUGAGGACAUAGAAAGGCACCUCAGUGAACUUGAAGGAGAACUACAAGUGGUCUUGAAUGUGCCUCUGGAUCAAGUCAAAAGGAACAUCCAGGUGUGGCUUCCAGCCAUUGACAAGGAGCUCGAGGUGCUGUUCAAGAAGGGAGGAAAUGCCACGUUGAGAAAGAUCCCCUUGAAGGAAGCGAAGGAACGUGAACGACGAGGUGAACUCACUAUCGUGCCAAGCAAGCUUGUGUUUACAUGCAAGCCCCCAAAUCAGGGAGCAGCACCCAAGACCCAGGAUGGUGCAACGCCAAAGGAAAGCAAGGCAAGAUGGAGGAGGAAGUGUCGUCUUGUUUUGUGCGGCAAUUUUGCCGAAAGGCCAGAGGGACAAAGCCAAGCCGAGCUCUACGCAGCAGGAGCCUCAGCAGACUCCAUGCGAGUAGCCCUUACCCUGGCGAGUGUUUGCUAUUGGGCAGGGGCAGGCUCCGACAUCAAUGGAGCCUUUCUUUUGGCUCCUUGGCCAAAGCACAUGAGGAGAUACGCGAUAGUCCCGGCGAAGACAUUGAUCAUCGCACAAAGAGCUUCCGAGGAUGAAGCAUGGGAAGUCGACCGCGCACUAUACGGCUUGAGAGAAAGCCCGGCUGUGUGGAGUGACUUUAGAAGGCAGCGGCUCAAAGCAGCGAAGGUACCGUGGAAGGACGGUCAUCUGGUGCUCAAGGCCACUAUAGUCGACCCGGAGGUUUGGAUGAUCCUUUACUGCGUCGACGGGGCCUCGGAUGUGCUGGCGGGCGUCUUGGUCACCUAUGUCGAUGACCUGUUGUAUCUGGCGGAGGAGCAGGUCAUUGUCACCGUGCACGCAUGGCUUUGUGAAGAAUGGCCGAGCAGCCCCCUGGAGUGGACUACAGAUGGGACAAAGUACCUCGGGGUCGAGAUUGUGCAAAAGGAAGGACAUUUUCUGAUCUCACAACGUGGAUAUUUGGAAAGUUUGGUGAGAAGUUAUGACUUGGAGCCUGGAGAACAUGUACGCCUACCGUGCCCUCGAGAAUGGUUGGUCGAUGAUGGUGAUGACGAACAGACCACCGAUCAGGAGGAGUACACCCCUGAAGAGCUAAAACGGGCUCAGAAGGUGACGGGCGAACUCCUUUGGGUCACAAGGGCAAGGCCUGAUAUCCUGUUUGUGGUGACGAUGAUGGCAUCAGCAUUGACCAAACGUCCAUGCCAUGUUUACCGAGUGGGCAUGAAGGUGAUGGCGUACUUGGCGGCAUCUGUCGAAGUGCAACUACAACUCGGAGGAAUCCAUGCGCUGAUCAGCGAGAUCGUCAGCGAGGAAGUGCCUCAGGCUUUGUACGUGGACAACAGUGCCUCAGUAAGAUGCUCUUUCAUCACCGACAUGGUUCAGAAGGGCGAGCUGAUGGUGAAUCACAUCAGUGGACGGUUUCAGUUGGCAGACUUGCCAACAAAGCUACAUGGAAAGGUUCGUCUCGCUGAGCUUAUGGGCCUUUGGGGAUUCGUUGGCGGUCCCUUGGCAGGAAUCAACGACAAGGUGAAGAUCGAGGAGCUGGAUCGCGAGUGUCUGAGAAGGGAGAUCGAGGUCGAGACCAGUGCCUGGCGCCGACCGUUGAAGGCCGUUGCCAGUGAUCCAGUGCCAAUCCCCG
Symbiodinium sp. CCMP2456 is the source of this 3142-nucleotide messenger RNA. The record is from the annotation of a GenBank genome assembly. NCBI's taxonomy places the organism in Eukaryota, Dinophyceae, Suessiales, Symbiodiniaceae.